Molecule: messenger RNA, 696 nt
Organism: Blepharisma stoltei
Lineage: Eukaryota; Ciliophora; Heterotrichea; Heterotrichida; Blepharismidae
Source: the annotation of a GenBank genome assembly
AUGGGAGAUUGCGCAAGUCGAAUAUCAAAAAGUGAGCUAGAGCAGCACAUGAAAGAUUAUAACGCAAAAAAUGAUCAAAGUUUUAUAAGUAUUCCUUAUGAAAGGACUAUCGACCAAACUAUCGCAGAAGAUACCAAUAAAAGAGGAUUAGAAGAAAAACUGAAACUAUACCAAAGAAAAAUACUGGAAUUUCAAACCAAAAUAGACUCAGUUACUGCAGGGCAGCCACAAAUCCCUGAAUUAAAUAUAGAAAUCCAAAAAGGUGUUAGUCUCUACACAAAAGGUCUUUGCUUUACUCGAGGACAGCCAUAUGUUACUGUUCAAUUAGAGCCUAAAGGUCCUACAUGUGAAACUAAUGCAUCUGAUGUUUACAAGCCAUACUGGUACCGACUAUUUGAGCUAAAACAGAGCCUAGACAACUUCACAAGUCUUUCAUUCCGUGUAUGAUCCAGAGAAAACUCGUCAGAAACCCAUCUUUUUGGAGGUUUCGAAAUAAAUUUAAAUGAUUUAUCAGACCAAAGAGUAAAAGAAGGGUGGUUUAAGCUAGAUAUUGACGAUCCUUCUAAACAAGUUGACCCUGCAUUAAGGAUCAGAGUCCAAUUAAUCCAAGACGAAAGGGCUCUUUACGCAAGUUUAAUUCAAAGCUGCAUUCAAAAAAUUCAAGCAUUAACAUAUGCUAUUAACAAAUUAGAAUAA